AUGGAAGAGGAGAACUCGCAAGGCCCUGGAACUGGCAAGACAGCAAGCAAAUGUUGCCAUCCCAUCCAAGCUGGGAAUGGUGUUGAAUUCUGGGAAAGCCCUGUGCCAGAGAUCUGUUAUAAGGUCACAGAGAUCUCAAACGUACAUUGCCAACGGUUCCGGCAGUUCCGUUACCAUGAGGCCAACGGACCCCAAGAGGUUUGGAGCCAGCUAAAUGGACUUUGCAAUGAUUGGCUGAAGCCAGAGAAACAUACCAAGAAGCAGAUACUGGACCUGGUGAUCUUGGAGCAAUACCUGGCCAUCCUACCCCAGGAAAUGCAGUGCUGGAUGUGGAGACCAUCCGUGAAGAUAGAAGCUACAUUCCCUGAAGUGGAAGGAGCUCCUUUGGAGGAAGGGCAGAGAGCCCAGGUCCAGGUGUGUGCCCAAGAUGCCCUCUCCCAUGAGGAUAAUCAGAAGAAUGAGGAUGGUGACGAUCUUCAUCAGCAAUUGCCAGAUAAAAUAAAACAUGAAGAGUUGAAAGGAAACAUCAGGAAUCAAGACAAACUUAAGAGGCAGAAAGGCAGCCACCUGCUCAAGAAGACAGAUCAAUCCAUUCCUUGCCAACAGGGGGAUUUCCAAAAAGUCAUUCAUGGGGUAGAAGAAACAUACAAGUACUCAGAAAAUAGAAUGAACUUUUCAGAUCAAACCCAAUAUAAUUUCCAUUUCCAGGGAAAGAAAUUCAGUUUGAGUGGCAAUCUUCAACACCCUCAAAAACCCCACAAAGUAGAUGAACCUUUUGAAUGCUCAGAGUGUGGAAAAAGAUUCAGUCACAGUGGCAAUCUUCAACAGCAUCAGAGAACCCAUACAAGGGGAAAACUUCUUGAAUGCUCAGAGUGUGGAAAGAGAUUCAGUCACAGUGGCAAUCUUCAACAGCACCAGAGAACCCACACAGGGGAGAAACCUUUUGAAUGUUCUGAGUGUGGAAAAAGAUUCAGUGUGAGUAGUAAUCUUCGACUGCAUCAAAGAACCCACACAGGGGAAAAACCUUUUGAAUGCUUAGAGUGUGGAAAGAAAUUCACUCUGAAUGGCCAUCUUCAGCAGCAUCUUAGAACCCACACAGGGGAUAAGCCUUUUGAAUGUUCUGAGUGCGGAAAGAAGUUCAAUCGCAGUGGCCUUCUUCUACAGCAUCAAAGCAUCCACACAGGGGAGAAACCAUUUGAAUGCUCAGAGUGUGGGAAGGGAUUCAGUCACAAACAUGGUCUUCAACAGCAUCAAAGAACCCACACAGGGGAGAAACCUUUUGAAUGUUCAGAAUGUGGGAAGAGGUUUAGUCGGGCUGGCAGUCUUCAACAGCAUGAAAGAAUACACAGAGGUGAGAAACCAUUUGAGUGCUCAGAGUGUGGAAAGAGAUUCAGUCAAAGUGGCCAUCUUUUGCGUCAUCAAAGAACCCACACAGGGGAGAGACCAUUUGAAUGCUCAGAGUGUGGGAAAAAAUUCACUCUGAAUGACCAUCUUCUACAGCAUCAAAGAACCCACACAGGGGAGAAACUUUUUGAAUGCUCAGAGUGUGGGAAAAAAUUCACUUUGAGUGGCCAUCUUCUACAGCAUCAAAGAACUCACACAGGGGAGAAACCUUUUGAAUGCUCAGAGUGUGGAAAGAGAUUCAGACACAGUUGCAGUCUCCAAGAACAUCAAAGAAUCCACACAGGGGAAAAGCCUUUUGAAUGCUCAGAAUGUGGAAAGAAAUUCAGUCAGAAUGGCGGUCUUCGACAGCAUCGACGAAUCCACUCAAGGAGAAAUCAUAUGUGGGCACCAUCCAUGAAGAAAGAAGCUACAAUCCCUGAGGCGGAAGGAGCUUCCUUGGAGCAAGGGCAGAGCUCGCAGGCCAUGGAGUGUGUCCAAAAUGCCCUGUUGUGUGCAGAGGAUGAUCUGAGAAAUGAGGAGGGUGAAGGACUUCAUCAGCGAAUGCCAGAUAGAGUUAAAAAUGAAGACUUGAAAGAAAACAUCAGGAAUCAAGAGAGACGGAACAUAGAGAAAGGCAGCUAUAUGGUUGAGAAGAGAGAUGGAACAAAGAGUACUGUCCAUUUUCAAAAGCACAAGAUGAUGAUGGCAAGUAAAUCCAUUCUGUGUAGAAAACACUACAGAAAAAGAUCGCAGCUCCUUGUGCACCAAAGAAUACGCAAAAGUAAGAAAACUUUUGAAUGCUCAGAGUGUAGAAGGAAAUUCAGUCAGAAAGACACAUACCAACAACAUCAGAGUACCCACACAGGGGAGAAACCUUUUGAACGUUCAGAAUGUGCAAAGAGAUUCAGUCAAGGUGACAAUCUUCAGCUCCAUCAAAAAAUGCACACAAAGGAGAAACAGUUUGAAUGUGCAGAGUGUGGAAAGAGAUUCAGUUGGAGUUGUAGUCUUCAGCUGCACCAAAGAACCCACUCAAGGGAGAAGCCUUUUGAAUGCUCAGAGUGUGGAAAGAGAUUCAGUCAGAGUGGUUUUCUUCAGCUACACCAAAGAACCCACUCAGGGGAGAAACCUUUUGAAUGCUUAGAGUGUGGGAAGAGAUUCAGUCAGAGUGGUUUUCUUCAGCUGCAUCAAAGAACCCACACAGGAGAGAAACCUUUUGAAUGCUCAGAAGCACAAGAGUGUGGAAAGAGAUUCAGUUAUAGUCGCACUCUUAAACAGCAUAAAAGAGCUCACCCAGGGGAGAAACCCUUUGAAUGCUCAGAGUGUGGAAAGAGAUUCAGUUACAGUCGCACUCUUAAACGGCAUAAAAGAGCUCACACAGGGGAGAAACCUUUUGAAUGCUCAGAGUGUGGAAAGAGAUUCAGUUACAGUGGCAAUAUGAAACAACAUAAAAGAACUCACACAGGGGAGAAACCUUUUGAAUGCUCAGAGUGUGGAAAGAGAUUCAAUCAGAGUGGUGAUCUUAAGCUACAUCAAAUAACACACACAAAGGAGAAACAAUUUGAAUGCACAGAGUGUGGAAAGAGAUUCAGUUGGAGUCGUAGUCUUCGGCUGCACCAAAGAACCCACUCAGGAGAAAAACCUUUUGAGUGCUCAGAGUGUGGAAAGAGAUUCAUUCAAAGGGGACAUUUUCAACGGCAUCAAAGAACCCACAUAGGAGAGAAACCUUUUGAAUGCUCAGACUGUGGAAAGAGAUUCAGUCACAGUAGCCGUCUUAUACAGCAUCAAAGAACCCACACAGGAGAGAAACCUUUUGAAUGCUCAGAGUGCGGAAAGAGAUUCAGUUGGAGUUGUAGUCUUCAGCUGCACCAAAGAACCCACUCAGGGGUGAAACCUUUUGAAUGCUCAGAGUGUGGAAAGAGAUUCAGUCACAGUAGCCAUCUUAUAGAGCAUCAAAGAACCCACACAGGAGAGAAACCUUUUGAAUGCUCAGAGUGUGGAAAGAGAUUCAAUUGGAGUCGUAGUUUUCAGCUGCACCAAAGAACCCACUCAGGGGAGAAACCUUUUGAAUGCUCAGAGUGUGGAAAGAGAUUCAGUUACAGCAGCUAUCUUAUACAGCAUCAAAGAACCCACACAGGAGAGAAACCUUUUGAAUGCUCAGAGUGUGGAAAGAGAUUCAGUUGGAGUCGUAGUUUUCAGCUGCACCAAAGAACCCACUCAGGGGAGAAACCUUUUGAAUGCUCAGAGUGUGGAAAGAGAUUCAGUCAGGGUUGCAAUCUUCAACAGCAUCAAAUAACCCACACAGGAGAGAAACCUUUUGAAUGCUCAGAGUGUGGAAAGGGAUUCAGUGUGAGUGCCCUUCUUCAACAUCAUCAAAGAACCCACACAGGAGAGAAAUCUUUUGCAUGCUUAGAGUGUGGAAAGAGAUUCAGUCAGGGUAGCAAUCUUCAACAGCAUCAAAGAACCCACACAGGAGAAAAACCUUUUGAAUGCUCAGAGUGUGGAAAGAGAUUCAGUCAGGGUAGCAAUCUUCAACAGCAUCAAAGAACCCACACAGGGGAGAAACCUUUCGAUUGCUCAGCAUGUGGAAAGAAAUUCAGUCAGAGUGGCCAUCUUCAGCAGCAUCAAAGAAUCCACACAGGGGAGAAACCUUUUGAAUGCCCAGAGUGUGGAAAGAGAUUCAAUCGGAGUAGCCAUCUUCUACAGCAUCAACGAACCCACACAAGAGAGAAACGUUUUGAUUGCCCAUACAUCCCUUUUUAUUUUGAGGAGAGAGAAGCCUCUCUUCAUAGCCAAGUAACUCAAGGCAUCGGUACACAGCCAGAGGUGACUCGAGAGAAGGGGAAAGAGAUGGAAGAGCUGAACCCAGAAAGACCUGGAACUGGCAAGACAGCAAGGAAAGGCGCACAUCCCACCCAAGCUGGGAGUGGUGUUGAAAUCUGGGAGAGCUUGGGGCCAGAUAUCUGUGCUCAGCUCGCUGGUCUCUCAGAUGUAGAUUGCCAACGCUUCCGGCAGUUCCACUACCAUGAGGCUGAUGGGCCCCGAGAAGUUUGCAGUCAGCUCCAUAGACUUUGCAACCACUGGCUGAAGCCGGAGAGACGCACCAAGAAGCAGAUUGUGGACCUGAUAUGGACACCAUCCAUGAAGAAAGAAGCUACAAUCCCUGAGGUGGAAGGAGCUUCCUUGGAGCAAGUGCAGAGUGCGCAGAUCAUGGAGCAUGUCCAAGAUGCCCUGUUGUGUGUCUAUGUGAAACAAGGUGGAAAUAUAAGACAGACUAUUUUGGAGACAGACAACAACCUUGCAUGGAAAGAAAGGCUGGAGAGUUCCUCAAGAGGAUCGCAAGAGCCUAUUUCCUACCCCAGCGUGUUGACUGAGAGGGAGAAACCUUUUGAACACUCAGAGUGUGGAAACAGAUUCAAGUUGAAUGGCACUCUUCAACAGCAUAAAAGAACUCACACAGGGGAGAAACCUUUUGAGUGCUCAGAGUGUGGAAAGAAAUUCAUCACAAAUGGUGAUCUUAAACAGCAUAAAAGAAUACACCCAGGGGACAAACCUUUUGAAUGCUCAGAGUGUGGAAAGAGAUUCAGAACAAGGGGACAACUUCAGCUGCAUCAAAGAACCCACACAGGGGAGAAACCUUUUGAAUGUUCAGAGUGUGGAAAGAGAUUCAGAACAAGUGGACAACUUCUGCUGCAUCAAAGAACCCACACAGGGGAGAAACCUUUUGAAUGUUCAGAAUGUGGAAAGAGAUUCAGUGUGAGUUUCAGGCUUCAGGAGCAUUAUAGAACUCACACAGGGGAGAAACCUUUUCAGUGUUCAGAGUGUGGAAAGAAAUUCAGUCGGAGUAGCCAUCUUCAGCAGCAUCAAAGAACCCACACAAGGGAGAAACCGUUUGAAUGUUUAGAGUGUGGAGAGAGAUUCAGUGUGAGUUUCAGUCUUCAAGAGCACCAAAGGACCCACUUAGGAGAGAAACCUUUUGAAUGCUCAGAGUGUGGAAAGAGAUUCAUUCAGAGUGGUGAUCUUCAGCUGCAUCAACGAACCCACACAAAGGAGAAACCGUUUGAAUGCUUAGAGUAUGGAAAGAGAUUCAUUGUGAGUUCCAGUCUUCAAGAGCACCAAAGGACCCACUCGGGGGAGAAACCUUUUGAAUGUUCAGAGUGUGGAAGGAGAUUCUGUCGGAGUAGCCAUCUUCAACAGCAUCAAAGAACCCACACAGGAGAGAAACCUUUUGAAUGCUCAGAGUGUGGAAAGAGAUUUGGUCAGAGUAGCCAUCUUCUACAGCAUCAAAGAACCCACACAGGAGAGAAACCUUUUGAAUGCUCAGUGUGUGGAAAAAGAUUCAAUCAGAGUAUCCAUCUUCAACAGCAUCAGAGAACCCACACAGGAGAGAAACCUUUUGAAUGCUCAGAGUGUGGAAAGCGAUUCAGUUGGAGUCGUAGUCUUCAGCAACACCAAAGAACCCACACGGGGGAGAAACCUUUUGAAUGCCCAGAAUGUGGAAAGAGAUUCAGUGUGAGUUUCAGUCUUCAAGAGCAUUAUAGAACCCACACAGGAGAAAAGCCUUUUGAAUGCUCAGUGUGUGGAAAGAGAUUCAGUCAGAGUAGCCAUCUUCAGCAGCAUCAAAGAACCCACACAGGAGAGAAACCUUUUGAAUGCUCAGAGUGUGGAAGGAGAUUCAGUUGGAGUCGUAGUCUUCACCGGCACCAAAGAACCCACAUUGGGGAAUGACCUUUUGAAUGAUCGGGGCGUGGAAAGAAAUUCAGUCAGAGUUACAGUCUUCAACAACAUCAGAGAACCCACAAAGGAAAAAAACCUUUUGUUUGCCCAUUCCACAUCAGUAAGAGUAUCUUCCCACAGUCGGAGGGGGCCCAAGAAAAGGGGAAAGAAAUGGAAGAGGAGGACCCAGAGGGACCUGGAAUAGGCAAGAGAUCAAGGAGAAGUCCCCAUCCCACCCAGGCUGGGAGUGUUGUUGAAUUGUGGGAAGCAGCUGAGGCGGACACUAUGACUGCAGAUGUACGUAGCCGAUGCUUCCGGCAGUUCCGCUACCAUGAGGCUGAUGGACCCCGAGAGGAAAUGCAGAACUGGGUCAGAGAAUGUGGGCCGGAGACCAGUUCCCAGGCAGUGGCUCUGGCUGAAGGCUUCCUCCUAAGUCAAGCAGAGGAGAAGAGGCAGGCAGAACAGAUGGGCGGACAAUCCAUAAAGAUGGAAGUGAAGUUUUCUGGGGGAGAAGGAGCUCUGUCAGAGGGAACUCAGAGGGCACAGAGCCAGAAACGUGCCCAAGAUGCCCAGUCAAAUGGCGGUGAAGAAACCUUGUCAAGCUAUCAUCUUCCCAAAGGAGUGCAAAUGUUUUCUUCACCCCUGGUCCAGAACUACAGCUUGCACCCUCCCAGAAUGCCCAUCAAGAAUAUAGUCACUGCCUGA
Messenger RNA from Heteronotia binoei (common prickly gecko), 6801 nucleotides. RefSeq names its product zinc finger protein 208-like. The record is from RefSeq and is a predicted model, not a curated record. The transcript is spliced from 15 exons. NCBI's taxonomy places the organism in Eukaryota, Metazoa, Chordata, Lepidosauria, Squamata, Gekkonidae. Gene Ontology annotation, cellular component: nucleus.